AACACUUUGAAUACAAAACUACAAACGGUAUCAUCAGGAAGACAAACGGAGCCGAUAAACAUGGAGGAAAACUCCUCAAAUGGCUUCCAACCAGAGAUCAACUUGGAGAAGUUGCACAAGAUGGCUGCAGAGCUGAAACUGCCGGGAAAAUUCAUCCUCAGACUCCUGAAUGCUGCUCUGGUGUCUGUAACAAACUUACUGGCCAGGAUUUUAGGAAGCAAGCUGAUCAGAGGACAUUUCCACCUGAUGCUGUCUGCUUUGGUUCUGUUUGGUCCUGUGCUGAGCUUCUGGGUGUCAAAGUACAGCGUCUUCGCUAACAGCAACAACUACCUGUACAGAAAGUUCCUUAAGUCCACUUGGGGUUGGACCUGCGUCUUCACGGGUUCCUUCAUCCUGCUCCUCUCCCUCUCAGCCCGUCACUCCGCCUGUCUCGUCCUCCGCCACCUCUCUCGGAUAGGGGUCGUGGGGUUGCUCUGGUGGGGCUGUCAGCGUCUCCUGGCGCUGCUGGAGGAUGCAGCAGGAACCUGUUAUGAACAGAUGACCCCUGCCCGGGGUAUCCAGGGCACCACCUCCUCGGUGCAGCCCCUACUGCUCCUGCAUGAAGACCGGACAAAGCUCUCCUGCCUCAAAGCCAGCAUGGAGUGGAGAGGUUACGAAGUAUCCCAGGAGGUUCUCAUUGUCUGCUUGUGUUGCCUGCUGCUUGUGGAGGAAAUGUCCGUCUUCGGUCUUCACCUGGAUCAAACAAAGCCUCUGCAGAAGUCGACUGGAGCUCCUUUAAGAUUCAUCUUCCUCCUGUGUGUAGUGUUACUCGCUGUUUGGAUGUUCCUGCUGUUGUGUUUGCUUGCACACUUCCCAAAGUUCCCCGCCCAGCAUCUAGGAGGAGCUCUGGGCUACCUGGGAUGGAGAGGACUCUAUCAGGGGUGGUACAGACUCAAGUUGAGCUGGGGCUCUCCUGCUUUGCCGGGAGAGGGACUCUUUACCACCACGGACAUCGAGAGACAGCCUCAGUAGUGUGAAACCUUAACCUUGAAAUCUCAGGCUCAAGUUUUGGAAAGUCAAAAUGGCUCGUGUUUAGGGCUGUGUAGAGAAUCUAGGUCAAGCAAAAACC
Molecule: messenger RNA, 1108 nt
Organism: Cottoperca gobio
Lineage: Eukaryota; Metazoa; Chordata; Actinopteri; Perciformes; Bovichtidae
Gene: fitm1
Product: fat storage inducing transmembrane protein 1
Exons: 2
Coding region: 61-1011 (316 amino acids)
Biological process (GO): lipid droplet organization; phospholipid biosynthetic process; lipid storage
Cellular component (GO): endoplasmic reticulum membrane
Molecular function (GO): coenzyme A diphosphatase activity
Source: RefSeq, a predicted model, not a curated record